Molecule: messenger RNA, 1153 nt
Organism: Sorghum bicolor (sorghum)
Lineage: Eukaryota; Viridiplantae; Streptophyta; Magnoliopsida; Poales; Poaceae
Exons: 1
Coding region: 264-899 (211 amino acids)
Biological process (GO): alkane catabolic process
Cellular component (GO): chloroplast
Molecular function (GO): electron transfer activity; iron ion binding
Source: RefSeq, a predicted model, not a curated record
UGACGGGUGCGCGUCUGGUGCACACAUACCUUAUCCGCCCGUGGCCUGGCCUCUCUCCGUCUCCAUCUCCAUCUAUCUGCACUCCGCGGCAGCAUCAGAGUCAGAGGAGCGGCGCGCAUAUCCCCUCCAUGGAUUCCUGCUCCCCUCCUCUCCUUCCCUAGGCCAGGGCCAGCAGCUCCUUCCCCCGAUAGAUCCUGAAAGAAACGCACACACACAGGCACUAGCAUUGUCAUCCCCAUCCAGGAGGAGUCGAGAGGUUGACGAUGGCGUUAGCCUGUACAGCAGCCAGGCUAGUCCACCCCUGCAAGGGCAUGGGCAUGGUGUCCAAGCAGCACCCAAGAACACCGCCGCCGCCGUCCUCCUCCUGCUUACACCUCCACACCCUCCUCCAUAGGCCCGUCGCCAGCAGCCACUUCGCGCGCCACUCCGUCGACGUGUCCAAGGACGACAAGCCGCUUGAGACGCCGACGGCGACGACCACAGAGACAGAGAGCCCCCAGCAAGCCGCCGCCGCCGCUUUGCAGCAGGAGGCCGAGGACGACGACGGCGGGCCAAAGCUGGACCCUCGGCGGUUCGAGGAGAAGUUCGCGGUGCUCAACACGGGGAUCCACGAGUGCCGCUCCUGCGGGUACCGCUACGACCAGGCGGCGGGGGACCCGUCGUACCCGGUGCCGCCGGGCCUGCCCUUCGCGCAGCUGCCCGACGACUGGCGGUGCCCGACCUGCGGCGCCGCGCAGUCCUUCUUCGAGAGCAAGAGCGUGGAGAUCGCCGGGUUCGCGCAGAACCAGCAGUUCGGGCUGGGCGGCAACUCCCUCACCUCCGGCCAGAAGGGCCUGCUCAUCUACGGCAGCCUCCUCGUCGGCUUCCUCUUCUUCAUCUCCGGCUACUUCCUGCAAUGACGCUGCCCUUUCUGCUUUCCGUUUGUGUGAAUACUUACGUACUCCCCAUUCCCAGAGACGAUUUUGUGGCAAUCAUCGUUCAGCAUAUCAUAUCCAUCAAUUAACUGGAGUAGAAAACCUUGGCAGUAGAAUUUGAUGAUGCAGAGAUCGUUAAGUUUUGACUUCAAUUGAGUCUGCCGUCAAUAUUUUGUUUGUAGCAUAUACUCUUCUAUAUAUUUAUUACUGGCACAAAUAAUUUUGUAGCUAUUGGCUGA